Molecule: messenger RNA, 8037 nt
Organism: Iphiclides podalirius (scarce swallowtail)
Lineage: Eukaryota; Metazoa; Arthropoda; Insecta; Lepidoptera; Papilionidae
Source: the annotation of a GenBank genome assembly
AUGACUUAUGUAAUAGGCGGAACAAUUAUCACGGCUAUGGAAACAUGCUGCUCAAGAUUUACAGCAGCGGAAGGUGGGGCAAGGCUUUCUGCAGUAGCAAGCGUGAAGAAUAUUAUAAUCACCGAACAUUGCUCCUUUGUAGCAACCAGGCUCCUGCACGAGGAUGCAUACAAGAUCCGUGGGUUGCUGAGCGAAGGCCGAAAACGAUCUGUUUACGUGACAAGGGCGUCUCGUGUAGCAUAUGUGGCUUAUGAGCUGAACAUUUUGACAGACCUUUCAGUAGCACAAUCCAUUAAGUAUGAAGAUGUUGAGGAUUGGAAGGGCCAGUUGGAAAGUAAAGAAGUCAUAGUGUGUACAUCUGGUGUUCUUCGGCGUGUUUUGGAAGAGGAGCUAUUAACUAUACCCAUUUUAAAUGUUUUAAUUAUAGACAGUUGCCAUUUAAUAUCCACCGAUGGGGACCUGAAAUAUAUUAUGAAACUCUACAAAGAAUGCGGAGAGACAGAUAGGCCCAGAUUACUCGCCCUCACGUACCCUCUGUUCGCGUCCAUAAACAAAGACGAGGAACGUAUCGAGGAUACGGACGAAAUAUCCGAUAGGAGAGAAGAUAACAAGUCUGAUGUAGGUAGCGAUGAAACAGAUAUAGCAACGAGUAGUCAAUCUAAUGUAGACAAUCCCAGUGAUGAAUUAGACAAAUUAGACAAGGCUGUUAUUGAUGAUGAGAAAAAAGAGAGUACUGAAGAAUCCAGUGUUGCUUUCAGCAAAAUAGACAAUACCAGAGAUGAUACUGACGGUAAUGACGCAGUCGAGAAAAGUAUUUCGGAUAAUGUGGGUUUGCAAUGUAAAAAUUCUGAGGACAUUAUUGAUUUGAAUAGUUACAAUCAGAACGUGUCUAAGAACAGGGGAUAUGGCAUGGGCGUGUACAGGAACGUAGACGAUUUCGAGAUGUACGAAAAGUUGGGCUGGAAGAUUGAAGAGCUGGAGAGGGAUCUGUGUUGUGAUAUUGACUUGGCCGAGGAUAUAGAUGGCGCGAAGAGAUUAUCGGGAACAGAUGCCUUGGAUUUUAUGAAUGAACAUCGAUAUGAUCCAUCAGAGAUCUAUGGGGAAGAUUUAUAUGAGGAGUUCGUGAACAUACCGGACCCAACAAAGGAGCCCAAGGAACUGUUUAGUCAGUUCUUGUACAUUUUGGACGAAUUAGGUCCCUAUGCUGCCGACAAAGCGGCCUUCGCGCUGCUCGCCAAACUGGAGAAGCUCAAGAUAAAGGUUCCCUACGAGAGACACUUCCUUCUCCUAUGCAUGUGCACCUCGCUGCUGGUCAAGAUAAGGGGCUACGCAGACUACGUGUUCUCCAAAUGCUCCAGCGACUGGGAGAAGAUAGAGGCCUUCUGCACGCCGAAGGUGCUACGCUUCGCCGAGAUACUGGAGAGGUUUCGGCCGCCGGAGACCGAAAGGGCAGAAGCUGUGGAAACCGCGGGAGCAGAAACCGAGAGGACAGUUACUGAGAGGGGAGAGACGAGGAGGGCACAAACGUUAGAGACGGCGGAUAGAGUAGAGAGGGCGGACAUCGAAGCGGAUAUAGCAGAAAAUAUAGAGACAGCAGAAAGAUUAGAGGUAAAUACAGAGAGUGCAGUUGCAAAUAACCAAGAGACCGAAAAUAUAGAAAACGAGAGGGGAGAAUCAUUAGGGAAAAUGGAAAGAAUAGAGAGGCCAGAGAUCGACAUUGCAGCAACUGAUAGAGGAGAGAUAGAGAAGGCAGAAAAAGAGGAGGUGGCAGAGAACGAGAGGCCUGUGACCCAGAAGGCAGAAACAACAGAAGGAGACAAGCCAGAAAAAGUACAUGUGGUGGGAAAUGUAGUGUGCGUAGAAACCGACAAGGCUGAAACUUUGGAGGGAAUAAAAGGAGAGCAGAAUACUGCUGUGAGGAUUAAACGUUUGUUGGACACCAUCGAGGAUUGCGACUUUACAACGCUCGGCGACCGGAUCGAGGAUCGCGUGAAUACAUACGCGGCGAACCUGAAGGAGCUCGAAGAUGCGCCGGAGCAAGACGGCGAUAGCGGCGCGAGCGAGAGGGACUCAUCUAAGCAGUGUACAAGCGAAAGCGACGAUCUCAAGGGGAGCGUCAAGGAGCUCGGGGAGGCGCCGGAGCGGGACGGCGAUAUCUGCGCGAGCGGGAGGGAGUCGGGCCCCGUCAAGUUCGGCGCGCGCAGACGUGAGCUCAAGUGCGAUGACCUUAAGGGUGUCGCCAGACGGCAGAGGACCCGCGGUCGGACAAGGGCCAGCCGCGGCCAGGCGAGGGUGCAGCAAGCGCAAUUGAGCCCGGACGCUCUCUGCGGCAUCAUGUUCGUUAGGGAGCCCCUAAUGGCGAAAAUCCUGUUCAUGCUGAUCGUGGACAUGUCAAGGAGUAGACCGGGCCUGGGCUACGUGUGCGCCCAGUACUGCGCGGCGGAGGCGACCAGCGCCGGUGCCAACGAGAUACAGGAGUGCCAGCGUCAGAACAAGAAGCAGGAGGACGUGCUCAAGAAGUUCCGAAUGCACGAAUGCAACCUUCUUCUCGCAACCUCCGUGCUGGAGGAGGGCAUUGACCUGCCCCGUUGCAAUUUGGUGAUUAGAUGGGAUCUCCCCCCUUCGUACCGUUCGCACGCGCUGUGCAGGAGCAGGGCUAGGGCGCCCCGCGCUGCCCUCACCCUCAUGGCGGAGUCUCCGUCAUGCAGCCGAAUGCUUCUGCACCAUCUCGCUAUCUACCGAGAGCUGGACCAGAUCAUCACAAGGAAAUGCGGCUGCGGUAUUCAGGAUGAGCCACCGCCCGAAGAGGAGAUUCACGCUGACGAUUUGACACCAGUCAUCAAGGCCUACUGCCCAACUAGUGUCAGACUAGCGGAGCUUGCUGACUCCAGUCUCAAGCGAGCGGACCUGAUCAAGCUGUCGAGGAAGCAACUGGAACAACUGCUGAGGGCCCUGAGCAAACGGAGGAACAACAGAAAUCCGUACUGCAACUCACCAUCAGAAGUAUUACCUAUUUAUAACAAUGAGAAGAUGACUGAAAUAUGCGGAGAAGCAAUGGCUAUGAACACCGAUAACAUGAGUGAAAUAGCAAACAGUAAAGAAGUGACAGAAGAGAUAGGAUCCAAAGAAGAGUCUCACCGCAUCAGCAUCCUCAACUUCCCCAAAGUUGAGGAUGCUGAUGCGAAAAUAGUUGAUGAUUUGUCGAUUAUGAACAACACCAUAUUGCAGUUGAUAGGUCAGUUUGAAGAUGUUAGUAUAGAAUCUGGUGACAGUGUAGAUAUUAGGAAUGCAGACAGUGGAAGGGAUUGUGAUAGAAAUGAUGGCCUUAGUAAAUUGGAAGCUAGUGUAAAUCAGUGUUUCGAGAGCCUUAGACUGAACAAGGAAUUAAAUGGUUUUGACAGUAGAAAGGAGGGCUGUGUUAGGAAGAGUGACAGUGACACCCUCGCCAGUGUGGAUCUCAGCACAGCUAUAGCCCUUAUUAAUCGGUACUGCGGCAAGUUGCCUUCGGACACCUUCACACGGCUGGCUCCGCAGUGGUGGAUGGAAGAGGUGGAGCUACCAGACCGGCAUGGGAACAUGAGGCAGGCAUACAUCUGCACCCUUCGACUGCCUCUCAACUGCCCUGUUAAAUACAACAUUGUGGGUCAUCCGAUGCCGACCAGGGUGCUGGCGAGGAGGAUGGUCGCACUGCAGGCAUGCAGGAUCCUCCACAAAUCUGGCGAGUUGGACAACCAGCUGAUGCCCAUAGGCAAGGAGAACUUCAAGGCUGCGGAGUUGGACACCGUAGGGGGCGUUGGCGGCUCGGGGGGCGUCGGCGGCGGGAUCGACGCGGGGGACGCCGGCGACUCGGCGCGCCCCGGGACCACCAAGCGGCGCCAGUAUUACUACAAACGGACAGCGUGGGCCUUCACCGAUUGCCAGCCGGUGGUGGACGCGACCGACGCGGACCUGGAGGCGCCGCUCUCGCUGAGGCUAUGGGAGGAGAGCAGGCGAGACCUGACACCAGGCACGAAACGGAACACCCUGUACGCGAUCGAGUCCCGGCUGUGGUGCGCCCUCCCCGAGCGGUACAACACGCGGGGCAGGCGGCUGCACGCGCCGCAGCACGCCAGCCAGGCCAUCGGCAUACUCAUGGCGCGCCACCGCCCCGACAAGCUUCAGAUCCCGGCGUUCCCCGUGUACACACGUUCGGGCGAAGUGCGGGUCUCCGUCGAGCUGGCUGCAGAGGCGGACACGCGCCUUUCGCCGCGACGCGCCCGUUUAGUGCGCAGGUUCAUGCGUUUCGUGUUCGCGGACGUCCUGCGGGUGAGGAGGCGCGGCAUGAAGUUGCAGAGCGACGGCUCCGCCCACAACAACUACUACGUCGUGCCUACUAUAAAAGUGGUAAAAGAGGACGGCACGUCUAAAGUGGACGUGGACUGGGCCUUCCUCGAGCUGAUCUACAAGCACACAGAAGAGAAGAAGAACCUGGAGGUGGAGCGGCCGAACCUCUUCCAGCAGGAGGACGAGGAGGAGGACGACGAGGGGGGCGGAGAGGAGAGGCAGAGGGCGCGGGAGAAGGAAGAGAAGUCGAAGAAGAUGGAGAACCCGCUGCUGAAGCCGGGGGAGACGUUUGUGUUCGACGCGGAGAAGUACAACGACGCGGUCGUGACCCCCUGGUACAGGAAUCGCGACCAGCCGCAGUUCUUCCUGGUGGCGGAGAUCUGCUGGAACCUGAGCCCGGACUCGGCCUUCCCCUCCGCCACGCACACCACCUUCAGGGACUACUACAGCAGCAAGUACGGCGUGACGCUCACCCAGCCGCACCAGCCGCUGCUGGACGUGGACCACACCAGCGCCCGGCUGAACCUGCUCACGCCCAGAUACGUGAACCGCAAGGGGGUCGCGCUGCCCGUCUCCUCGGAGCGCACGCGCCGCGCCAAGCGCGACCGGCUCGACCAGAAGCAGAUCCUGGUGCCGGAGCUGUGCCGCGUGCACCCCUUCGCCGCGCCGCUCUGGUUCGCCACCGUGGCGCUGCCCUGCGUGCUCUACAGGAUCAACGCGCUGCUCAUAGCGGACGAGAUCCGGCGCGCCGUGGCGGUGGACGUGGGCCUCGGCGAGCCGGACAUCGACGAGGCGGCCCGGCCCGGCUUCCAGUGGCCGCCGCUCGACUUCGGCUGGAGCCUGGCCGAGGUGCUGAGCGCAGACUCGGAGAAGGGGGAGAAGAGGAAAGAAGACGAUGAGGAAGAAGAUUCGGACGGCCAGAAGCGGAGAGAAGUGAGGGCGAUAGAAGGCAACAAGGAGGCAGCGGCAGAAGGAGACGCGGAGGAGAAGAAAGAGCUGAAAGAGAAGACUAUUAACGACAUUUUGCAGGAGAAGGAGGACGCGGAAAACGGCUUCGAGAUCGGCACGUGGAGCAACGACAUGGCCUCCUCUAUCCCGGAACCUCUCGAGUACGACGAGUUCCUGGAGCCGCUCCCGGCCAACCUCACCUUCUGCACUUCCGCUUCCGGGGGCGCUAAUUGGAGCGAGCCGAUGGAGAAGCCAAAACUCCAGUACGGCGCGUCGAGGACAUUCUCCGUAGCGGACAGCGACUGUUCCUACAUGUCCAGUGACUUCGAUACGGACGACUCAGAUUUGAAUUCCGACGGUAGCUACGAGGACCCCGACUCCGGUGGGUUCUGCAGCAGCAAGAACUCCAACGCGGCGAUGGGGGUGCGCAUCGAGUACAAGACCGCCCACGAGGCGGAGGCGGUGGACGUGGUGCGCGCCCGCAGCGGCCCCCCGCCGCCGCAGCCCUGCCGCGCGGACGACGCGCUCGACCUGCGCCGCCACCGCGCCAGCCUGCGCGCCGCCAGCCCGCCGCCGGAGUACAUCGAGCAGUUCCGCGAAUCGGUUAAACGGCACGAAGCGGAGAUAGUCGAGAGAGGUCUACUCCUGGAGGCGAGUAGGCCGGUCAGCGACCUGCUGCCCGGCCCGUCGGAGAAGAGCAGAGAACGCAAGAGAUCGACGGAGAAGCUGCGGGAGAUAGAGGAGAUCUUCCCGUACGGCGCGCGGGAGAUAGAGUUCGAGGGUGGCCAGGUCACCCUCGAGAGCGUCGAGAGGAACAAACGGCUUCUGCUCUCCGAGCUGGAGAAGCGGCUGCCCAAAGAAGAGAAGAAGAGGAUGAGCUGCUUCUCCAUGAAGGACGUGGACAUCGACUCGCCUCGCUACGUUAACGAGAAGCUGGCUAACGUCGGCUUCGACUCUAAGGAGUGCUACCGGGAGAGGGUGGGCACGUGGCGGGAGGGGAGCGAGUUCCGCCCUUAUUACCAGGACGGUAAGGUGCAGAGUGGCAAGCCGUUCGACUUCGACCACCAGCCCGACCUGGAGGGGCACCCGGGGCCGAGUCCCAGUGUCAUUUUGCAGGCCCUAACCAUGUCUAACGCUAACGACGGCAUCAACCUGGAGCGGUUGGAGACCAUCGGCGACAGCUUCCUCAAGUUCGCCAUCACCGCGUACCUAUACUGCGCUCACCCCACAGUCCACGAGGGCAAGCUCAGCCACAUGAGGAGCAAGCAGGUGUCCAACCUGAACCUGUACCGUCUGGGGCGCAGCAAGCGGCUGGGCGCGCGCAUGACCGCCUCCAAGUUCGAGCCGCACGACAACUGGCUGCCACCCUGCCACCGCGCCCCGCCCACGCUGCACACCAGGCCGCCCGAAGGCCCAGACCACCUCCCCAUCGCGGACGGCACCGUCGACAACGCAGGCUGCUUCAUCCCGUACAACCUCAUCACUCAGCACAGCAUACCGGACAAGUCGAUAGCGGACUGCGUGGAGGCGCUGAUCGGCGCUUACCUGCUGGAGUGCGGGCCCAGGGGCGCGCUGCUCUUCAUGUCCUGGCUGGGCAUCAGGGUGCUGCCGAGGCACGACCUGCCGCUGCCCGAGGGGCACCCCUACGUGCAGGCCCACAUGGAGGGGGGGCCGGACGCGGCGGCGCCCGUCGCCGAGGAGAAGUGCCCGUCGCCGAAGCGCGAGCGACGUUCCUCGGCGUCGGAGUCGGAGUCAGAGUGGAACGAGGAGUCGGAGGGGGAAGGGGAGGAGGGGGAGGGGGCGCCGGGGGGAGGGGAGGCCUGGACUCAGGACGGGGGCCCGGAGCCCGACUGGGGCUGGCCGGGACGCGCGGUCGGCUCGCUGAGGCCGUACUGUAAAGGCGGCCGCUGGUACCAGCCAAUCUUCGGGGCUCUGAAGGCGCCUCCGUCACCCCUGCUGAGGUACAUCGAGGAUCCCGAGGGAGAGUUGGAGCAGAUGCUGUCGGGUUACGAGGCGCUGGAGAGGACGCUGCAGUACCGCUUCCGGGACAGGUCGCUGCUGCUGCAGGCGCUGACGCACGCGUCCCACCAGCGGAACCGCCUCACCGACUGCUACCAGCGGCUCGAGUUCCUCGGCGACGCGAUCCUGGACUACCUGAUAACGAGGCACCUGUACGAGGACGCGCGCCGCCACUCGCCCGGCGCCCUCACCGACCUGCGAUCGGCGCUCGUCAACAACACGAUCUUCGCAACGCUCGCCGCCCGCCACGGCUUCCACAAAUACUUCCGCCAUAUGUCGCCCGGCCUGAACGAGGUGCUGACGAAGUACGUCAAGAUUCAGGAGGAGAACGGUCACUCUAUAAGCGAGGAGCAUUACCUGAUAUACGAAGACGAGAUGGAGCAAGCGGAGGACGUCGAAGUGCCGAAGGCGCUGGGCGACCUGUUCGAGUCCGUGGCGGGCGCCAUUUUCUUGGACUCUGGCAUGUCCCUGGGCGCAGUGUGGCGUUCCUACGUAAGGCUGAUGGGCGCUGAGCUGGAGGCGUUCAGCGCGGCGGCGCCGAAGUCGCCCGUGCGGGAGCUCCUCGAGGCGGAGCCGGACACCGCCAAGUUCGGCAAGCCGGAGCGCCUGGCGGACGGGCGGCGGGUGCGCGUGUGCGUGGAGGUGUUCGGGCGCGGCGCGUUCAAGGGCGUCGGCCGCAACUACCGCAUCGCGAAGGGAACGGCGGCCCGCUGUGCGCUUCGCCACUUGCGCGUGCACCGGCCUCGC